Messenger RNA from Saccoglossus kowalevskii, 392 nucleotides. RefSeq lists its product as uncharacterized. The record is from RefSeq and is a predicted model, not a curated record. Gene Ontology annotation, molecular function: protein binding. Lineage: Eukaryota; Metazoa; Hemichordata; Enteropneusta; Harrimaniidae.
AUGGGAGUUGAACUCAGCUAUCACAAGUCUGCCAGAAAUAGCAGUGUCAUAGAAAAAAUAAAUUAUAUUCACAUUGAUGCAAUACGAAAGGCAUAUUACAAUAUCAAAUCAUGUAGAUUAUCAGCUGGACACGUGGACAAGAAUACUUUUCUACACUGCCUGGACUUAGAGGAAACCAUUGGUGAUAAAAUAUUUACUGCAUUUGACUGUGACAAAACUGGUUUGAUAAAUUGGAGAGAAUGUUUAUCUGGACUAUCGCUGUGUGUCAAUGGAUCACUCAGGGAAAAAUCUACUGCAUUAUUUAAACUGAAUAAGAUCUCAUCACCGGAUAAGGGUGUUACUCCGGCCGUAUUACAGGGUAUAUUGAAAAAAUCACUAGAUGCAGCUUUAAG